Sphaeramia orbicularis (orbiculate cardinalfish) is the source of this 2718-nucleotide messenger RNA. RefSeq names its product speckle type BTB/POZ protein (gene spop). The record is from RefSeq and is a predicted model, not a curated record. NCBI's taxonomy places the organism in Eukaryota, Metazoa, Chordata, Actinopteri, Kurtiformes, Apogonidae. Gene Ontology annotation, molecular function: protein binding. The transcript has 9 exons. Bases 1 to 1125 code for a protein of 374 amino acids.
AUGUCAAGAGUCCCGAGUCCCCCUCCCCCUGCGGAAAUGUCCAGCGGGCCUGUGGCUGAAAGCUGGUGCUACACACAGAUCAAAGUGGUGAAGUUCUCUUACAUGUGGACCAUCAACAACUUCAGCUUCUGUCGUGAGGAGAUGGGCGAGGUUAUCAAGAGCUCCACCUUCUCCUCUGGGGCCAAUGACAAGCUGAAAUGGUGUUUGCGAGUGAAUCCAAAGGGCCUGGAUGAAGAGAGUAAAGAUUACCUGUCUCUCUAUCUGCUGCUGGUCAGCUGUCCAAAGGCUGAGGUACGCGCCAAGUUCAAGUUCUCCAUCCUAAAUGCCAAGGGGGAGGAGACCAAAGCCAUGGAAAGCCAGAGAGCAUAUCGCUUUGUCCAGGGGAAAGACUGGGGUUUUAAAAAGUUCAUCCGGAGAGACUUCCUCCUAGAUGAAGCCAACGGUCUUCUACCUGACGAUAAGCUCACACUCUUCUGUGAGGUGAGUGUGGUACAAGACUCUGUCAACAUAUCUGGGCAGAACACGAUGAACAUGGUGAAGGUGCCUGACUGCCGGUUAGCAGAUGAGCUCGGGGGCCUUUGGGAGAACUCACGCUUCACUGACUGUUCCCUUUGUGUGGCUGGCCAGGAGUUUCAGGCCCACAAAGCCAUCCUGGCAGCACGUUCCCCUGUAUUCAGUGCCAUGUUUGAACAUGAGAUGGAAGAGAGCAAAAAGAACCGUGUGGAGAUCAAUGACGUGGAGCCAGAGGUUUUCAAAGAGAUGAUGUGCUUCAUUUACACAGACAAGGCUCCCAAUCUGGACAAGAUGGCUGAUGACUUACUCGCAGCUGCUGACAAGUAUGCUCUGGAGAGACUGAAGGUCAUGUGCGAGGACGCUCUGUGCACCAGUCUGUCUGUUGAAAACGCUGCUGAAAUCCUCAUCCUGGCUGACCUGCACAGCGCCGACCAGCUCAAAACACAAGCCGUCGACUUCAUCAACUACCAUGCUGCAGAGGUGAUGGAGACAGCAGGUUGGAAGUCCAUGGUAGCAUCCCAUCCUCACUUGGUGGCUGAAGCUUAUCGUUCCCUGGCUUCAGCCCAGUGCCCCUUCCUUGGACCCCCACGCAAGCGCCUCAAACAGUCCUAACAGCCCCUGCAGCAAGGCGUCGACACACACGCAUAUACACACACACACAUAUACACCGAAAAUACACAGAUCCCCCUCUCAAACACACAGGGAUAACCUUUCCCCUUGCUGUUACCUACUACACUACCUACAGCCUCCCAUUAAUCUCCCCCUUCUGCCCCAUCCAAACCUGCUGUAUUUAGUCUCUUCUAAAGAUGGAGGGAAGGAGGAGGAGGAAGAGGAGGAGAUGGAGAUGGAAGAGAGGGACAGAUGGGCUCGUGAAGUGGAUGUUUGUCGUUUACAAAAACCACAACACCCCUCCCCUUUACUCCUUGGCUGUGGCUUAGUGAGGUCUGACGUUGUGCUCUUUUCCGUGUGUGAAAACUCGACCUAAAUCCUUCGACAUCCUGCUAGUUCCUGUUUGGAAUUUGGAAUCCGUUCGGGAGGAAGAACUGGACACAUCAACCCAAUAAGAGCCAGCUGUCUGGAAAUUCAGAGGCUUAAAGGAGAAGUGCAGACAAAGUCUUUAACUGUCUAUUUUAUCAUAAGGCCUCUUUUUGCUCUUAGUGCUUGGAGUAGAGUGGUUGAAGAAGCCCCCAAACUAAGGACACUUGGGCCUGUGAGGGACGAAAGAAGACGAAAAAGCGGGCCUAUUAGUUACAAACUAGAAGCGCCCAGGGAAGACAACCAAGGGCUAGUCAAAAUGCAGAUAUGGGACUAAAUCAUCAAAAUAAUUUCCCAGAGAAGGUUGGGAAAACAUUGCACUAAAGUCACAGGUCACCCCUUGUCAACCCUUACCAGCAGUCAAGUAGAAAUACUCAAGGCAAGCACACGUUGAAGCAAGCUUCAUGGACUAAAGACCGAGUUGGACCACCAAGAACAAGUACCCUUUAAAAUGAUCUAUCAGCAAAGUGACAAAGACAACACAUGUACUCCCAUAUAGAACUCUGCUUCAUCUGUGUCUGUUUUCAUUUUUCAAGUAGCUGAGGGAAAAACAGUAUAGAGAGGAUACAGAAAAUAGCAACGCACAACUGGAUGUCAUUCUUGGGGAAAUGUAUUUUGUGUCUGGAUCUGUCUUUGUAACCCUUGAGAGAGAAGAAAAUCCAAGGUGUCAAUAGACGAACCAACCAGGAGGAAAAAAAAGUCAAGAAAUGGUUUCAAAAGAACAUUAGGAUUCAAUCGGGCAUGUUAAUGUUCUUUUAUGAAAUAUUUCUUAUUUGUUUCUCCUUAGAAGUGUCAUUUCUAUUUUUUUUUCAUAGGAAUUUGUACAGACACUAGUGUUUUUGAAGCUGUGUAAACAAAAAAGCAUUUUCAACCGUGAAAUUGAAUAGGCGGACAGACGUUUUCUUUGCAGGCAUGAAGACUGAGGGGAAAUGGUAUUGAAUGAACACGUUUUAAUGUUCAGAAUAGACAAUGUGAAAAAUGCACACCGAGGCAAACCACAUGAAAUACAUUUGAAGUUAUCGUUUUAACCUGGUGGAAAAUGGUAAUUGAUAGAAGGAACCAUCGUUGUUUCUUUCCUGUAGAUAUCGCUGGUUAUGAGAAGUGACACUUAGUUGUUGCCAUUUUUUGUUCCCAAAAGAAUAAACCACAACUAUUUUGUAUUGAAUGCAA